Talaromyces marneffei is the source of this 1737-nucleotide messenger RNA. RefSeq lists its product as uncharacterized. The transcript is spliced from 2 exons. NCBI's taxonomy places the organism in Eukaryota, Fungi, Ascomycota, Eurotiomycetes, Eurotiales, Trichocomaceae. The coding region runs from base 1 to 1737 and encodes 578 amino acids. The record is from RefSeq and is a predicted model, not a curated record.
AUGCUGCAUGGUCUCGAAUCGGAUUUGGCUUUUCUCGUUGUCGUCGAUGUCGUCUUGAAGGCAAGACACAAGAAACCGAUUUUAUUUUAUUUUUUGAUGUCACAAACGGACCUAACAUUGGCACACCUUAUCUUAUUACAGGUCCGGCCUGCGUCGCUAUAUAUUAUGGCGACUAUCGUGCAGGGUUUUCGAGCAGACUCGGUUGGUUGGCAAAGCAAUUCCGGCCGUCGAGGCACGAUGGAUAUUAUACAAGGUAGCAUUUUCACAAUUCUGGCCUGCACAUGGAGUAUUCAGCAUCUCAACAUCCCCAGCCUAAAAGACGGCUUCUGGGCGAAACUUUUACGGAGAUUCAAGUGGACUCUCUUGACUAUAUUACUACCAGAGUUCCUCAUGGCCCAUGCCAUUUUUGAGCUUACCAUGGGGCUUACGACCAUGAAAGCCAUGGAAACCGCAAUAAUCUCUGCAAAUGACAGCGGUAAUGCUACCAAUGCUAUACACGUUGUGUAUCCCUGGUGGCGUCGAAAAUUUCCCUGGUGGCGGGGAGAAAAGGUCGACGCAGAUACCAGACAUCAAUGGACACUAACGCAUUCCUACUACGCAAACAUGGGCGGAUUCUGCGUUGAGGGUCCUCCAUCCUCCGUAAGGAAAGAGCAGCCUUCCAUUGCUUUAACAGGGCCGCAAAUUGCCCGGACGGCCAGGGGCUUGGACUUUUCCCAGCUUGAAUUGAUCACAUUAGCCUUCGCAGCAUGCGGCGUGUUCACGUACGCGGCACAAUGGUAUAAACCGCAGAAUGUGGACACGGCUACGACAGUCAAACUGCGUGCAGAGGCUGGUUCGGAGCAAUACGAGAAGAUGAAAUCCCAGGAAUACGAUCGGUUCUGGCAGGCCGUGCGGCAUGUUCAAGGAGAUACCGAACGGAUAUACGAAGGCCGUGUUCCAAACGACUAUCUGCCGCAAUAUCGAAUUCCUGAUAACAAGGGGCUGGUCGCGUUCUUGCAGGUACACCCAGUUCUUUAUGCCCUGACUGUCAUAAGCGUUGUUCUGGGGAGUCUUCAUUUGAUUGCGUGGAAUUUUCAGUUCCCAACUCGAAUCGAGCAGAUUUGGUGGAGGACUGCGGCCCUCAUAUCAGUGGGCUUGCCUCCUAUUGCCCUACUUUUAGUCCCGGUCUUUGCUUCUUUGCACAGGCGACUCAGAACAGUAAAUGCAUAUCAGUUUAUGGGGACUCUCUUGUUCGUAUUGAGAGAAUUUACCUACCAUCUCGAAGAUCAAUCUGAACGGAGGCAUAUGUUGACGGUCUUGGAGGAGAUUGAGGCGGUGUAUGAAGCACCACAAGUACACUUGGGGAAACAUGAUUACAGACGGCUACUUCUUCAUAAUCGAGUUGGGAUGAGUGUAAUCCAGGAUGCUGCGAGAAUACAGCUGUUGAAAAAUAUGACCACGUUCCUCGCAGACAGAACUUUCAUUGGAACAAAGCCCUUGGUUUCGAAGGACUUUUAUUUUCAGUUUGUUGAUAUGUUAACCAAAAUUGAAAGUGAUAGCUAUGCAAAUGAGGCCGUGAGGUUAGACCGAUACCCACCAUUAAGGCUGCGAUGGCCGGCCAUCAUUUUCACCGCAACUGGCGUCAUAUAUUGCGCCUCCCGAUUGAGCAUUAUUGCAUUGGCAUUGUCCUGUUUAAGAUCAAUGCCAGACUCCGUUUACGUCACUACUUGGGCGACAUACAUACCGGAAAUACAGUGA